GAAGAAAAUGUAAACAAAGUACAAGGAUCACAAGGAUGCUGCAAAUAACCUUAAAAAUUUAAAUAUAAAGUGGUAUUUUAGUGUUAUUAUAAGAGAUAAAAUUAAAAAGAAAGUAAAUCUUAUAUUUAAAGAAAAUGUUUAGUUUAGUAAACCACAAAUUUUGGGUUCCCCGUGGGGUAUUUGCAGUGUUUACUAGAUGUUACAGCGUCGAGUUGGAGAAUAAAUAUUCAGAGUCUCAGAAAGAAAAGAUAUUGCAAAUUAUAAAUGAGAAUACUUCCAGUUUGUCAAGUUAUGACAUCACUAAAGCAAGAUUAAAGAACAUCUCGUCAUGGUUAAAAAAUAAUGGUCAAUUAAAGUCACUGUCAGAUAUAAAAUCCAUUGAUGGUUUUACAGAGAAACAUGCUGAUAAACUGUUCAACAGUUUAAUAAAUGGGCCACAGAAAAAAGUUCAGAAUCUCAGUAAAAAAAUCAAGGGACAAAUAUUGAAUCCACACUUGAGUGAAACUUUGAGACAGAGUUGCAAAUCAGUGGUAGCGGUGUUCACUACAGUGAACUCAGUGUGUUGGGCACUCAUUGACAGGGACAACUACGAGAUACAGGAGUGGAAGUACUACCACAUUGAGUAUCCAGAGAGCAAUAAGAUGCAAAUCACUAAUAUUCUGGAUAUUGCAUGGGAUGUCACCAAGAAGUUGCCAUCAGCAGAUAUCUAUGUUAUGAAAGCCGAGGCCAGCAGUCUCCGAGCGGCUGGCAGCGACCCCAACAACCCCAAAGUGUUGAGUGUUAACUUACAAAAGUCACAACUCAUAGCAAUGAUCGUCGCACUUAUAAAUGCCAGACAAACUGUUUGUGCAGACUGGGAAACUGAAGAAAAAGCCAACGAUACUCUGAAACAGAAAGUGUUUUUCCUCAGACCAACACUUCCAUUUAGAUUGUACGGCACUCUUGUUGGUAACGAAAGAGUGUCAACCGACCAAACCGUGGAGACACUGCUGCAAGAGGUUAAAAACAGAGAGAACAAUUCUCAAGUACAUGUACCUGAUAAAUUGGUUGCUAUGUUUAGAAACCAAAAAGAUUUGCAGAAGGACAUGCUGGGACAGUGUCUGUUGUUGGCUCUCACGUUUAUGGAUGUAUGCAUUUACAUGAAUAAGGAUAGUAUUAACAAACUGCUGAAGCGUGGAGAAUGAUUUUGAGCAUGCAUACACAUACAGAAACGCAUGUUCAUGAAGGGGAUUGUUCUGAACCCAAACAACAAAAGAAUAGGAAAAUUAAGAGUACCAAUGCUUUUUGUUGGAUCUAAUUGUCACAUCCGAAGAAUGAAGAUUAAAUUGUAUAAACGGAGAAUAAGUGAAAAAUAAUAUAUACAGAAACGUAUGCUUCUUAAGGAUGUUGUUAUGAAACUAUACAACAAAAGAAUAGGAAUAUUAGGAGUACCAAUGAUUGUUGUUGGCUCUAAUUGUCACAUCCGAAGAAUGAAGAUUAAAUUGUUUAAAUGGAGAAUAAGUGAAGAAUAUAAUAUAAUGAAUGUUACAAAUUAGUUUAGUGAUGUUGAUAUCAAUAUGAUUGUGAUAGUAGUUGUUUUUGGACCAAUGCAUGUUAUGCAUGCAAUGUGAUCAUGCAUCAUGAUUGAACUAAAACUUAGAUUAUAAACAAAUUGUUUAUUGUGUGGAAUUGCUAACCAAUGGUUAGUUUAUUGUGAUUGAAAAUACAUUAUGCUAUUUUACAA
Messenger RNA from Bicyclus anynana (squinting bush brown), 1723 nucleotides. RefSeq lists its product as uncharacterized. Gene Ontology annotation, molecular function: DNA polymerase processivity factor activity. Gene Ontology annotation, biological process: transcription elongation by mitochondrial RNA polymerase; mitochondrial transcription. The record is from RefSeq and is a predicted model, not a curated record. The transcript has 7 exons. Lineage: Eukaryota; Metazoa; Arthropoda; Insecta; Lepidoptera; Nymphalidae. Gene Ontology annotation, cellular component: mitochondrial nucleoid. The coding region runs from base 135 to 1184 and encodes 349 amino acids.